Messenger RNA from Hyalella azteca, 960 nucleotides. RefSeq lists its product as uncharacterized. Lineage: Eukaryota; Metazoa; Arthropoda; Malacostraca; Amphipoda; Hyalellidae. The coding region runs from base 1 to 960 and encodes 319 amino acids. The record is from RefSeq and is a predicted model, not a curated record. The transcript has 2 exons.
AUGUCGGCGAACAUCAAGAAGAGACGGGCAGGACACAGACUUCACAUCAAAACACUCCUCAAUAAAGUUGCAGAAGAAUUGCAAAAAUCUGAACAUGAUGCGGAAAUGUGCCGAACGUGGAAAGAAGAAAUCCAACGUCAGAAAGAAAUCAUCACAGAUAUGGACAUCAAAAUUCAAGAGACGAUCAGCGAAGAGGAUGAUUUGAACGCAGAAAUUUCAACAUCGUCCGAAUUAAAUAUGGAAAUCAAUAAAGCACUUGCAUGUAUCAAUGCAAAGCUAACCCUGUCGAAGGAACUUGCCAAGCCGAACAUCAAAACGGUGAAAUUGCCGAACAUCUCGCUUAUCAAGUUCACCGGUGAUCCCCUACAGUGGUCUAACUUUUGGGACCUCUUCAAGACAUCCAUUCACGAACGCACUGACAUAGCUGCACCAGCUAAAUUUCAUUACUUGACCAGCCAAUUAUCAGGCGCCGCUGCCAAUCUUUUGGCGGGUUUUGACAACACAGAAGCAAGCUAUCAUGAGGCUGUGUCACUCUUGGAAUCAACAUACGGCAAGAAGCGAAUCCUCAUACAAGCACGCUUGGAUGCAAUCUUGGAUCUACCAUCACCAACGCCUACCGUCGCUGACAUAAGCGAGUUUCGCAGUCAAUACGAAGGACAUCUUCGUAGUCUGAAAUCUCUAGGAUGCAACAUCGUAGAAGCAGGAUACGUCUUUGCAGAAAUAUUAAUGCGGAAACUUCCACGAGAGACCAGAGACCAUCUCAACAGAGCACACAAAUCAUCGACUACGUGGGAAUUAGAAGACCUCAGGGCCGCCAUCACCACGGAACUGGAACACCUGACUGCCUACGAGGGACAACAGCAGCAACAGAAGAGACCAAUUCGGGACUCUGCACCUCCGAACUACCCUCAUCAGGACAAUCUUACCAACAGCUUUGCUUUCAAUAUCGCACACCCUUGA